ACAUUGCGGUACACAAGAAUACAGUGUAGCAGCAGCAGCACCAACACCGAAAAAGAAAAACAAACGUUCAUGAGAGACUCUGACAUUUAACAUAACACUGAAAUGGAUUUAACAGAGAAGGACCUUUUCGGCGAAGAUUCCGACAACCAAAAAGAUGGGACCCACUCUUCUUCCCCUUCUUCUUCUUCCUCCUCCGCCGCUUCUUCCUCCUCCUCUUCCUCCUCUUCCUCUUCUUCCUCCCACAACAGCAAAGCUUCCGCUGAUUCCUCUUCCGCUACCGGAACUGGCGCCAGCAGCGGCGGCGGCGGAGAUGACGACGAAGAAAACGGUGAUGUCGUAGAUAGUCGUAACAAGUAUGAUUCGCAUCAUCGGGAUGAUUAUGAUGAUAGAGAUCUGUUUGGUUCUGAUAAUGAAGAUUAUUGCAAAACCCUCGCUAAAAGUCCUUUUCCUAUUCCUGUAUUGCCUCCCAUCCGCAACAAUACGAACAACCUGGGAAGAGGGGGUUUUGGACGUGGUCGUUGGCAGCAAGGGCAUCAUAAUGACAGAGGAGCUGGCAUUCUUCCACGUCCUGGUCCUUAUCCCCAGAGGCAGAAUUUUGGGUAUGGUAAUAGGUUUCAGAAUGGCCGCCAUGAUGAACGAUUUGUCUCUGAGAUGAAGCUCUCGAAGAGUGAAGAAACACUGUCAAGAAAGGCAAUUGCUUUUCAGGAGCCUGCUGAACUUGCCUGCUAUAGUCGUGUAGAAGGCGGAGAAGUAUUUUUUGAUGAUCGCAGCUUGAGACUUUUCAAACGCCAUAUCACCGAAGAUAUUGGAGCUGAUUUGAACGAAGGUUACGAUACAUACAUUCCCAAAAAAGACUUAGGUUCAAUGGGCUAUGGCGAUCUUCUUGCUUGCAUUAGAGAUAAAAAUAUCCCACUUCAAAACAUUCAUUUUGUGACGUACCGCAACAAUCUGAACAAGAUACUUGCUACAGCUUAUAUUCGCCACGAGCCUUGGGAAAUGGGAGUACACAAACGGAAUGGUGUUGUCUAUCUUGAUGUGCACAAGUUACCAGAAAGACCACAAAGUGAUUUAGAUCGCAGGAGAUGUUAUCUGGGUUAUGGUUUUGAGAGCCUUGCCACUGAAGAUCCUAGAAGAGCUGAUGGAGAGGGGAUACAUCAUGUUGAUGCCAAUGUUGAAUUUUGUUCCGUGCUUAAAACAAAAUUGGGGGCUCACCGUAUCUUAAUGGGUGCUGAGAUGGAUUGCUGCGAUACGACUAACGAUGGAAAGAGAUUUUAUGUGGAGUUAAAGACAAGUUACGAGUUGAAUUAUCAUAAUGAGGAAAAAUUUGAGAGAGAGAAACUGCUAAAGUUUUGGAUUCAGUCAUUCCUGGCAGGUGUUUCGUACAUUUGUAUAGGAUUUAGGGACGAUGCAGGCCGUCUUGUUCGCACAGAAAUGCUUAGAACCAAAGAUAUCACGCAGAGAGUAAAAAUGAAGAACUACUGGCAGGGAGGAGUCUGCCUGGCGUUUGCGGAUGAGGUAUUAUGCUGGCUUUAUGGAACAGUCAAAGAAAAUGAAGAUUACACUUUGCAGUUCGCUCCACCUUUCCACCGUUUGGAGCUUCUGCAAGCACAGUCUUGCCCAGAUGUAAUAACAAGUCAUCUGGAGCUGUUGUGAAAAAUUGGGAACCUUAACAGUUAUUUAAACAAUUCAAUAUAGGAAUCAAGGGAUCGACUCUUAAUUUUUCCCUGAACCUUCGAUAAGUUAUUAACUUUUGGAAUAGGGGUAACCCCAUGUGAGUGCUGAGAAUUGCAGCCACAUCUUGUUAGAAAUAUGCAGUAAUUUUAUGGCAUUUUUUAGUCGGAAUAUAGUUUUUCGUUUUA
Molecule: messenger RNA, 1859 nt
Organism: Lathyrus oleraceus (garden pea)
Lineage: Eukaryota; Viridiplantae; Streptophyta; Magnoliopsida; Fabales; Fabaceae
Product: NAD-capped RNA hydrolase DXO1
Exons: 12
Coding region: 103-1653 (516 amino acids)
Biological process (GO): nuclear-transcribed mRNA catabolic process; NAD-cap decapping
Cellular component (GO): cytosol; nucleus
Molecular function (GO): mRNA 5'-diphosphatase activity
Source: RefSeq, a predicted model, not a curated record